AUGCUCCCAACAAAAAGUUUGGCUCUCAAACAAGAGAAAGCUGCAGCAGGAUAUAAAAAAAGUAAGGACAGAGUUACUGUGUUGGCUUGCAGUAACGCAACAGGAACUCAUAAAUUAAAAUUGGCUCUGAUAGGAAAGGCCAGGAAACCUAGAGCCUUCAAAAAUAUUAAAAUGAAUGGUGACCAUUUUGACCUCCCCGUUUUUUACAGACACCAAUCAAAUGCUUGGAUGUCAGAGAGCAUUUUUAACGAAUGGUUUCACAAACAGUUUGUGCCCGAAAUUAAGAAGCAUCUAAAGUCCCAGAACCUUCCAAUGAAAGCACUCUUGAUCCUCGACAACGCAACAACGCACCCGGCUGUAGAUGUCAUUCAAGACGGAGAAAUUAAAGCUAUGUUCUUGCCCCCUAACGUAACCUCCCUUUGCCAGCCUAUGGACCAAGGAGUUUUGGUAACGCUUAAGAAGUUGUAUAGGAAGAAACUCCUUUCAUGUCUCAUUCAAGCCCUAGAUGAAGGAGUCGAAUUAGUGGAUAAGUUAAAAAAAAUUGAUAUGCUGGAUGUUGUUGGCUGGAUUUCCCAGGCAUGGGAUGAACUCAAUCCCCUAACGCUCGUGCGUUCUUGGAGGAAGCUCUUGGACCACCAGGGAAAUGAGUUCAACGAAGAAAUUAAAGAUGACGAGCUAGCCACUUUAAUGGAAAAAAUCCCAGGUUGUGAAGAAGCUUCACCUACAGAUGUUUUCGAGUGGAUGGAACAAGAUGAAGAAAGCGGACCAACUUCAGAGGAAGAAAUAGUUGAUGCUUUAAAAUCAAGAGAGGAUAGUGAAGAAGAGUCAGAAGACGAAAGAUACCACUCAAAAAUCAAAACUGACACACAGCGAAGGUGUAAAAUUCUUCGAGGGAGCGAUCCAGUAUUUACAGGAACAAGGGACGACUGGAAUGGACAUUUUGUUUCUUCGACGAUUACGUGA
Molecule: messenger RNA, 963 nt
Organism: Homalodisca vitripennis (glassy-winged sharpshooter)
Lineage: Eukaryota; Metazoa; Arthropoda; Insecta; Hemiptera; Cicadellidae
Product: jerky protein homolog-like
Exons: 1
Coding region: 1-963 (320 amino acids)
Cellular component (GO): nucleus
Molecular function (GO): DNA binding
Source: RefSeq, a predicted model, not a curated record